Molecule: messenger RNA, 880 nt
Organism: Daldinia vernicosa
Lineage: Eukaryota; Fungi; Ascomycota; Sordariomycetes; Xylariales; Hypoxylaceae
Exons: 1
Coding region: 476-637 (53 amino acids)
Source: RefSeq, a predicted model, not a curated record
CUCUUACUAAACUGCAAUCUAUUACAACAAUCAACAAUACAACAAUUCAUAACUAUGGCUAAAGGAAUUGAGACAUCUGAAUUAAUAUCAAUUAAACUACCACCAAAGUUGCCAUCGAAGCUUAUCGAUAUCGAAGAUCAGUUCAGUAAUAGAUCUUGGCGGUACUAAUUUACGCGUGUAUACAGUUACGUUAAUAGGUUACCUUUAGGGUUUUGUUUCCCUUACCCGGCUUCUCAGGAUGCCAUCGACCAUGGCAUUUUAAAGACGUGGACGAAAGGAUUUGAUAUCGACGAUACUCCUAGGGCAAUAAAUUGUGAAUACGGCGCAUUCGAUAACGCCCAUCACGUAUUGCCGCGGACGAAAUACGACAUAUCCAUCGACCAAGAUUCCCCGCGGCCGGACGAACAGGCGUUCGAGAAGAUGAGUGCGGGCCUGUGCCUCGGCGAGAUCUUUCGACUAAUCGCACUCGACCUUUAUGAAAGUGGUCUCGUCUUCAAACGGGCACGAUGCCGCAAAAUUGAGAGAACCAUAUAAACUAAACACUGGCUUCUUAUCGAGACUCGAGAAUGACCCUAUAGAGACAUCACAGGCUCGACCAGAAAAAUGUUUAAAUAUACCUAAAAAUCACGCUAGAUGAUACAAGGGUAGCUCGUCGCUUGGCAGAAGUCAUCGCGACUAGGGGCGCGAGGCUCUGCGCCUGCGGCAUUGCGGCGAUAUGCCGAAUGAAGGGUGUUACGUCAGGUCAUGUCGCAGCGGAUGGUACUGUCGCAAACAAGCAUCCGACAUUCAAGCAACGGUGGGCGCAGGCGCUUGGUGAGAUUCUCGAUUGGCCCGAAGAUAGGUAAGAAGAUCCACCCCCCCCCCCCCCCCCUAUCGUCCU